Molecule: messenger RNA, 433 nt
Organism: Dentiscutata erythropus
Lineage: Eukaryota; Fungi; Glomeromycota; Glomeromycetes; Diversisporales; Gigasporaceae
Source: the annotation of a GenBank genome assembly
AGAUUACUGUUAAUACACCAACUGGAACACUUUCUACGGGUGCUUUAGCUACAAUUACAUGGGCAGUUAAUGGCGUUGCACCGACGAUAUUAGGCUCUUUAAAAAUACGUAAUAAAGCGACAAACGAAGAUACCACGAUAGAAGAAGCAUUAGAUCUCUCAAAAUUAAGUAAACAAUGGAAAGUCAAUGUUCAGCCAGGACAGUAUUUAUUCGUUAUUAAUGAUGGUAGUGGUGAAAGAUUUUCCGGUAACUUUAACGUGAUUAGCGGAGUCCCAUUGUCUGGUGCUCCUUCAAGUCCGACUGAUGGGACUUCUGCAGGCAAUGCUCCCGCAGCCGCUCCGGCUAAACCUCCAAGUAGCAGUGCUCCUAAUCCGCCUAAUAAUUCACCAGCAUCAGGUUCACGUCCUGCAAAGCCUACAGGUUCAACUACCAC